AUUAGAGCAAUUGCAAUCGAUCGAGUGUAAGCAGCCACAACAGUGAACAGAUCCUAAAUUGUACGUUUGCAUCACUAGCUGGUGGUACUCAAGGAAAAUCGAAGUAAAAUGCUUAGAGUUGCUCUAACUGUCUACAUUGCCGCACUAAUAACAAGAUGUACUGGUGAAGCUCUUACCAAUGCUCAGAAGAAAGAUUGCUCAUUCGGAAACUGUCUGAGUGAACGAAAUGAUUCAUGUCCGCCUGGUUUUGGUUCUGAGCCAUGCGAGUGUAAAGCUUUACAAUACAAUGGUAUCUACAAGUGCGAUUCAACCAGAGCAUACGUUCUCCGAGGAUACUGGGUUGGAAAAUGUAGUGAUGGAUCAAUUUGCACUGGCAACUGCCCUCUCGGAUUCUGCACUUACAACGACACGUUUAAUCAAGCACUUCCAGAGAAUGAAGAUGAGUUGGAGGAGUAUAUUUGUGGGAGCAGAAGACAAGGAGUGUUGUGUGGAGAAUGUCGGCCGAACUACUCUGUGAGUUACCAUUCUUACACUUACAUGUGCACAUCAAAUACACUGUGUAAUCUCGGGAUACUGUUUUACCUGAUUUCUGAGUUGAUCCCGUUAACAAUUAUGUUCGUAGUAGUCAUGGUUUCGAAUGUAAGCUUUACAUGUGGUGCACUGAAUGGUUUCAUACUAUUUGCACAGUUGCAAGACUCACUAGCAGUUCACGGUAAUGGUGUAGUCAGACACGUUCCAUCCGAGCAGAAAUUUGUCAUAGCAUUUUAUAGACUAAUUUAUCGAUUUUUCAACUUUGAGUUUUUUAGUAUUGAACAAAUGUCGUUCUGUCUAUGGAGAAAUGCAAAAGUCCUCGAUGCAAUGGCCUUCAAGUACGUGACUAUUGCCUAUGCCUUAGUACUGGUGCUCAUUUGCAUUUUUGUAAUGAGCCAAUCAAAAAUUAGAAAGGUGUUCAAGUGCCUACGUCCUAAAUCACUCAGAUCUGCAACUAUACAUGGACUAACAACAUUCUUUGUGAUGUGCUACUCACAAUGUGCCCGUGUUUCGAUUCAAAUCCUUGGACCCAUGCAAUUGUUCAAAAGAGGGCCUGAAUAUGCCGAGAGUGUGGUUUUUCGAAGCGGCCAACUUGAGGUAUUUGAGCUCGAACAUCUUAAAUAUGCUAUACCGGCUAUUUUGUUCGUUUGUCUUAUGCUCAUACCACCACCACUGAUUCUUAUCUUAUAUCCUUUAUCGUAUAAGAUUCUUGCCUUAUGCAAACUAAGUGAAGCUAAGCCUGUAAACUGCAUCUCAAAAUACAUCCCAAUACAGCUACUUGAUUCCUUCCAAAGUUGCUUUAAGGACGAAUUUCGCUUUUUUGCUGGGCUAUAUUUUUUGUACAGACUAGCUACGCUGGUAGCUUUUGUUGCUUGCAGAAAUUUGACAGAGUUUUAUACUGUGCUAGAACUGCUGCUAAUCGGUGCAUUAGCUCUUCAUUCUGUAGUUCAACCAUACAAGGAAAGAUGGCACAAUGUGGUCGACUCUCUGUUACUCGCUAACUUAGCAAUUAUCAACGGCAUUUCUCUAUAUCAUUUUAUAUUAGUAGUGGAAGGGACAGACAGCAACAUUGAAGUCAACUACACACACUUUACAGUGGCUCUUCAACUCAUACUCCUUUAUCUACCAUUAGUUGGUAUUGCAAUUGCAAUUUGUCCAAAGAUUUACAAGGUGGUGAAAAUCAUAGUGCUGCUAAAAACUUGAUUCAAUCCAUAGAGAAAAGUUUAAAGAGUACCAAAAAAGUUACCGAGGAAGAUCUACCACCAUUACGAGAUGAAGACAGUGAACCACGCUACAAGAGGCUAAUGGAGGAUGAACCAUAAACAGCUGCCGAAAUUACUGUCAACUGGUGUGAAUAUUCUUGUACAUGUAGUGUGCUAUUUCUGUAUCCAGAAUUUUGUACGAUUGAGUAUACCUUCAGUUAUAGAUGAUCCUUCAGUUCUUUCAAGUUUGCCUUUUGUGAAGUAGCUGUAAAGAACACUGCCCUGCACAACACAUACAUACAUACAUAACACAUGCAUGCACAAUAAUUCUUUUAUCAA
This is a messenger RNA of Halichondria panicea, 2072 nucleotides long. RefSeq lists its product as uncharacterized. The coding region runs from base 109 to 1734 and encodes 541 amino acids. The record is from RefSeq and is a predicted model, not a curated record. Lineage: Eukaryota; Metazoa; Porifera; Demospongiae; Suberitida; Halichondriidae. The transcript has a single exon.